Procambarus clarkii (red swamp crayfish) is the source of this 1365-nucleotide messenger RNA. NCBI's taxonomy places the organism in Eukaryota, Metazoa, Arthropoda, Malacostraca, Decapoda, Cambaridae. The record is from RefSeq and is a predicted model, not a curated record.
AUGGUGCUCAACGGAGAGAAAAUCUCAUUAGAAUUAUUGUUUCUCACGAAAGAUGCAGAUGAGAAUGUUACAGAUGAGAAUGUUACAGAUGAGAAUGUUACAGGUGACAGUGUUACAAGUGAGAGUGUUACAGGUGAGAAUGUUAAAGGUGAGAAUAUUACAGAUGAGAAUAUUACAGAUGAGAAUGUUACAGAUGAGAAUGUUACAGAUGAUAAUGUUACAGAUGAGAAUGUUACAGGUCAGAGUAUUACAGAUGAAAAUGUUACAGAUGAGAGUAUUACAGAUGAGAAUGUUACAGGUGAGAAUGUUAGAGAUGAGAAUGUUACAGAUGAGAAUGUUACAGAUGAGAAUGUUACAGAUGAGAAUGUUACAGAUGAGAAUGUUACAGAUGAGAAUGUUACAGGUGAGAAUGUUACAGAUGAGAAUGUUACAGAUGAGAAUGUUACAGAUGAGAAUGUUACAGAUGAGAAUGAUACAGGUGAGACUGUUACAGAUGAGAAUGUUACAGGUGAGAAUGUUACAGGUGAUAAUGUUACAGAUGAGAAUGUUACAGAUGAGAAUGUUACAAGUGAGACUGUUGCAGAUGAGAAUGUUUCUGAUGAGAAUGUUAAUGGUGAGAAUGUUACAUAUGAGAAUGUUACAGGUGAGAAUGUUGCAGAUGAGAAUGUUUCUGAUGAGAAUGUUACAGAUGAGAAUGUUACAGGUGAAAAUGUUAGAGAUGAGAAUGUUACAAUUGAGAAUGUUGCAGAUAAGAAUGUUACAGGUGAGAAUGUUGCAGAUGAGAAUGUUACAGGUGAGAAUGUUACAGGUGAGAAUGUUACAUGUGAGAAUGUUGCAGAUGAGAAUGUUACAGGUGAGAAUGUUACAGGUGAGAAUGUUACAUGUGAGAAUGUUGCAGGUGAGAAUGUUGCAGGUGAGAAUGUUACAUGUGAGAAUGUUACAGGUGAGAAUGUUGCAGGUGAGAAUGUUACAGGUGAGAAUGUUGCAGGUGAGAAUGUUGCAGGUGAGAAUGUUGCAGAUGAGAAUGUUACAGGUGAGAAUGUUACAGGUGAGAAUGUUACAUGUGAGAAUGUUGCAGGUGAGAAUGUUACAGAUGAGAAUAUUGUAGGUGAGAAUGUUACAGGUAAGAAUGUUACAGAUGAGUAUGUUACAGGAGAGAAUAAUACAUAUGAGAAUGUUAUAUAUGAGAAUGUUGAAAGUGAUAAUGUUAGAUGUGAGAAUGUUACAGAUGAGAAUCUUACAUGUGAAAAUGUUAAAGAUGAGAAUGUUACAGAUGAGAAUAUUUCAGAUGAGAAUGUUACAUGUGAGAAUGUUACAGAUGAAGGGGCUGCCCUUCGCGAGAGCAAAAUCAUAAUAGGCUUAUAA